AUCAAAAUACAAACACAAAUCGAAAAUGGAAAGCACUCCACCAAGGAAGCGCGGGAGGCCGAAGGGAUCAACGACAUCCACCAAGGGCAAGGGCAAAGAUGCCGCCGGAACGCCCUCCAGAAUCAAACCGUCUGCCGCCCACAAGAAGAAGCCCGUCGUUGACGAGGGUUACACCCGGUGGAAGCAGGUCGUCCCCUUGCUUUAUGACUGGAUCGCCUCUCACAAUCUGACCUGGCCCUCUCUUUCCUGCCGCUGGGGUCCUGUUCUUGAACGAGGAGCUCAGAAGAACAUACAACGACUUUACCUGUCUGAGCAGUUAAUUCCAUUAAUGAGGUCAAGAGUGCUAAAGCAGCACAUGGAGACUGACCGUACGCAGCCGAACACUUUGAUCAUAGCAAAUUGUGAUGUUGUCAAGUGCCGUGUUGCUUCUGAAAGUCAUAUAGCCAAUAUCAAUGAAGAUGCACGUUCGCCACAUGUAAAGACAUACAAAACUAUAUUACAUCCAGGAGAGGUGAACAGAAUUAGGGAACUGCAUCAGAACAAAAAUAUAAUAGCUACACACACUGAUUGUCCUGAAGUUUUUAUUUGGGACGUGGAGGCGCAACCUAAUCGGCAUGCUAUUCUUGGAGCUGAGGAUUCUCGCCCAGAUUUGGUCUUAUCUGGACACCAAGACAACGCAGAAUUUGCUCUUGCAAUGUGCCGAGCCGUACCCUUUGUUCUCUCUGGAGGGAAGGAUAAAUCUGUUGUGUUGUGGAGUAUCCAGGAUCAUGUUUCAACACUUGCCAAUGCUGGAACCCAAUCUGCUGAAACUGCUAGUUCAAUCGUAAAGGCUGCUGAUAAUUCUACAGUUGGCCCACGUGGGAUCUUCCAAGGCCACACUGAUACAGUUGAGGACGUUCAGUUUUCUCCGUCAAGCUCUCAGCAAUUUUGUAGUGUUGGAGAUGAUUCUUGUUUGAUAAUUUGGGACGCAAGGAUUGGAAGUGAUCCGGUUGAUAAGGUUGAGAAGGCACAUGAUGCUGAUAUUCAUUGCGUUGAUUGGAAUUCGCACGAUGAGAAUUAUAUACUAACUGGGUCUGAGGACAAUACAGUUUGCAUGUUUGACCGCCGUAAUAUAUCAGCGAGUGGAGUAGGUAUCCCUGUCCAUAAAUUUUCAGGUCACAAUGCAGCUGUUCUCUCUGUCCAGUGGUCACCUGACAAAUGCUCUGUAUUUGGGAGCUCUGCAGAAGAUGGCUUGUUAAACAUCUGGGACUAUGAGAAGGUUGGUCAGAAGGAAGACACAGGGUCAGACCCUGAUACUCCAGCAGGGUUGUUUUUCAAACAUGCUGGGCACAGGGAUAAGGUUGUUGACUUCCAUUGGAAUGUUGAUGAUCCAUGGACAAUUGCUAGUGUAUCUGAUGAUGGGGAAUUCGCGGAUGGGGGUGGUACUCUUCAGAUUUGGCGUAUGACAGAUCUUCUAUCCCGGCCUCAAGAUGAAGUUUUGGCUGAGCUUGAAAAAUUCAAAGACCAUGUGAGUGAGUGCUCCAAGACUUCUUGAUGGGGUUGUGGUUCAAGUUUUUAGGAACAAAUCUCACACUAAUUGUGAGAAUAUGUAGAAAUGAAGUGGAUUUAUGCUAUUAUCUGGCCUUGUAUGGGUAUACAUAUUAUUAGGGGAUGUUCAUUUGAUUUUGCGGCAUAACAUUUGGAGCAAGGCAUCAAGUUGCGGUUAAAACAAAAUGCUAAGUAUUCUAACAAAA
Molecule: messenger RNA, 1733 nt
Organism: Salvia splendens (bonfire salvia)
Lineage: Eukaryota; Viridiplantae; Streptophyta; Magnoliopsida; Lamiales; Lamiaceae
Product: WD-40 repeat-containing protein MSI4-like
Exons: 16
Coding region: 26-1534 (502 amino acids)
Molecular function (GO): protein binding
Source: RefSeq, a predicted model, not a curated record